Messenger RNA from Callorhinchus milii (elephant shark), 3164 nucleotides. RefSeq names its product hook microtubule-tethering protein 1 (gene hook1). Gene Ontology annotation, cellular component: cytoplasm; centrosome. NCBI's taxonomy places the organism in Eukaryota, Metazoa, Chordata, Chondrichthyes, Chimaeriformes, Callorhinchidae. Gene Ontology annotation, biological process: cytoskeleton-dependent intracellular transport; cytoplasmic microtubule organization. The record is from RefSeq and is a predicted model, not a curated record. The transcript has 22 exons. Bases 130 to 2259 code for a protein of 709 amino acids. Gene Ontology annotation, molecular function: dynein light intermediate chain binding; microtubule binding.
CCACAGGUUCUGACGGAAAGUUGAGAGAAAGUUUUUAUUUUAGUUUCAAUUUGUUUGGGAAAUGAGAUGGCUUGAAGGCUUCCGGGUGGCGAGGAAGCCUCGGUGGAGGGGAAAACAAGCCAAAGAGAGAUGGCAGUCAAUAAAUCUGACCUGUGCGACAGCCUGAUCAUUUGGCUGCAGACGUUCCAUGUCUCGGCACCCUGUGAAAAUGUCCAGGAUUUGAUCAGGAACAGCGCCAUGGCUCAGGUCCUGAACCAAGUAGACUCCUCCUGGUUUGAUGACUCAUGGUUAAGCCGCAUUAAAGACGAUGUGGGAGACAAUUCCAGGUUGAAGAUGAGCAACCUGAAGAAGAUUCUCCAGAUGGUUCUGGAUUAUUACCAGGAGGUUCUGAGCCUCCAGAUCACGGACUUUCCCCUCCCGGAUCUGAACACCCUGGUCGAGCAAUCAGACCCACUGGAGCUGGGCCGGUUACUGCAACUGAUCCUGGGUUGUGCUGUGAACUGCGAGAGGAAACAGGAGCAUAUCGAGACGAUAAUGACCCUGGAAGAAUCUGUACAGCAUAAUGUGAUGACAGCCAUUCAAGAGCUCAUGAGCAAAGAAUUGACAGUCGCGAUUGGAACUGAAGUGUCUGCGGACUCAGAACAACAGCUUCGAAGAGCACUUGAUGAUCUCAGUGAGGCUGUGAGGGAGAAGGACGAGCUGACUCAGCGAUGUAAUGAACUAGAUAUUCAGGUAUCUAGCCUCCAAGAGGAGAGAAACAGCCUACUGCUUGAGAAUGAUCUGAUGACUGAGAGAAUAAACCAACUGGAUUCAUUCGAAGAUCCCAGCAGCCUUGUCGGCAGGAAGUAUUUUGGUUUCCAACAUCAGCUCGAUCAGUUGCAAGAAGAAAAUUACAGACUUGAAGCUGCGAAAGAUGAUUAUCGUCUUCACUGUGAGGAGUUGGAGAGGCAGCUGAUUGAGGUCCAACACCGGAACGAUGAGCUGAACAGCUUGGCCGAAGAGAAUCGUGCUCUCAAGGACGAGGUUGAUGUGCUGAGGAAUUCCUCAGACAAAGCAGCUAAACUGGAGGCCACGCUGGAGGCCCACAAGAAGAAGGUGGACGACCUAAAUGACUUACGCCGACAGAUGACUUUGCUGGAGGACAAGAACACGGUUUACCUGCAGAGCAUGGUCAGCCUGGAGGAGGAGCUUCGGAAAACCACCAACGCACGCGUUCAGCUGGAGACCUAUAAAAGACAAGUGCAGGAGCUUCACAGCGACUUGUCUAAAGAGGUGAGACGAGCAGACAAAUUGGACUUUGAGCUGAAGCAGCUGGAGGAAAAGCAAGAGACCCUCCUGAAGGAGAAAGAGCGGGUAAUAAUAGAACGUGACACUUUGAGAGAGACCAACGAGGAACUCAAAUGCACACAAGUGCAACAAGACCACUUGUUGCAAUCAGGCAAAUUUUCUUUGGAUUCCCAGGAACACUUUGCUGAUGAAUUGCUUCCUAUAGAGUCCAGUGAGAAGUUCAUUCGGCUGCAGCAUGAGAACAAGAUGCUCCGCCUGCAGCAGGAGGGGUCCGAAAACGAGCGCAUCUCAUCCCUGCAGAAGCUGCUGGACGAAGCGAACCGGAGGAAGAACGAGCUGGAGACAGAGAACCGACUUGAAACCCAGCGUGGCCACGAGCUACAGCAUCAGAUCGAUGACCUCCAGAAGACUCUACAGGAGCAAGGGUCCAAGGUGGAAGAAUCAAGUGGACUGAAGAAGAAACUGGAUGCACAUGUGGAGAAGCUUCAUGAGACACAAGAUGAUUUACAGAAAAAGAAGGAACUCAUUCAAGACUUACAAUCAGAAAUGAGCCGGAAUUCACCAAAGAUUGACGAGUUGGAACGAGCACUGUCAAAGAAGGAUGAAGACAUGAGGGUGAUGGAGGAAAGAUAUAAACUGUACCUGGAGAAAGUGCGUAACGUGAUUAAAGCUCUGGAUCCAAAGCAGAACCCAAUGACGGCAGAGAUGCAGACCCUGAAAAUCUAUAUUCUUGAGCGAGACAAGAGAAUACUACAGCUGGAGCGUGAAUGUGAGCAAGCAAAGCUUCGAGGAUAUGAGGAGGAGCUGAUAGUCACAGCCUGGUAUAACAAGAGCCUGGCAUUUCAGAGGAUAGCGACAGAAGCCCGAUUGGGAGGCUGUGGAGCCACUCGGUCAUUUCUGGCACAGCAACGUCAAGUCACCAACUCACGGAGAACUCUUACAUCCCCCUUGCCCAACACAGCCUCCAACUAGGGUCUCGAUGUGUGGAGAUGUCCUUGUUCUUUCUCUCUCUCUCUCUCUCUCUGUCUCGUACAACCAAGUGUUGAGAUGACUUCAAAAAUAGAAGACAAAAGAACAUAAGAAGCACGAAAGUUCAUCCGCGCGACACAUUUUACCUUAAAAGUGUAAGACUCAGUGGAAUUUUUCAUUCCAGUCACGAUUUGAAAGCCGCGUUUUCCUAAAGGACAAUGACAACUUGCAUUUAUACAGCGCCCUUCACAUGGGGUAGCGUCUCGGAGAGCAUAAAAAGAAACCAGCUUCCAAAUUAAAGACUGAAUUUAAGAAUUUUACCCCAUUUUUGCAACCGAGACGUUAAAUCCUGAAAGCAAAUGGUCUUAGAGACACAGGCUGAGACUGGGUGAAAUUGCGGAACCUCCAGUGUUUUAAAAUAUUGUAAUUUUGACUGCGUAAUUUCUAUUCUAUAUUUUAUUGAACUCUAAGCUUGCCUGAACCUCUUCCUGAAUGACUGACUUUUACUGUAGAGUCAUUAUUUGGGGAUAGCACAGGAUGGUAGGGGCAAAGAACUAGGAAUAUAUCAAAUGAUUCUAUAUAUGUCGUAUUUUAAAUUUAACUGGAAAGUUGAUUGGCUUUUCUGCUUUGACGUCAAUUACUUUCUCUUGCGCUACUUAAUUAAGAUUUUUUAAAAAAAAACAGGUUUAUAAUCAACCUCCAUUACCCUUUGGGAUACCAGACUUAACCGUGUUUAGUUCAGCAGGUUUGUAAAUGUAAGCGUUUGUAAACAAAACAAUGUCAUGUGUAACUGUGUGAGGCAUUUGAGUUCUUCAAAUAUUCCAUCAGGUCAGUAGUUGGAUUCUUAUUUUCAUUUUCUGUGAUAAUAAUCCCUGCAAAAAAAAAUAAAAAAUAAUAUUUUGUCAUUC